UUGGUAACCAUGACCGCUGACCGCCAUUAAUCGCUGUCACGCCUGUUGAUCAAUGGCGGCCACUGGGGCAGUUAUGUCUGCUUUCUUCUCUGUUUUUGCAUGAAGCGGUUCAGAAAUUUGUCUAUGGAAGGUGUAGGUCUUGCUCUUCGGAGUGUCAUUGCCCGGGUUAAAGCUGCGACGGCUAAGCGGUCAAGUGAUCUUCCUAAAACCACCCCUCGUCUUGUUGCUGUCAGCAAGUUAAAGCCAGCAGAUUGCAUAAUUGAAGCUUAUGAGCAUGGUCAACGACAUUUUGGAGAAAACUAUGUGAGUGAGUUUUUUUUGUCAAGUACUGGCAGCUUAAGCCACCACACUAAUGUGUGUAAAAGUGGAUGUUCAAGUGAUCAUUGUGUAGAGCUUGUGGAACACAUUAUCUCGCACUGUCCUCAUUUAAAGUNAAUAACUUUGUGUUUUUUUGCAGGUAAGAGUGGAUGUUCAAGUGAUCAUUGUGUAGAGCUUGUGGAACACAUUAUCUCGCACUGUCCUCAUUUAAAGUUUUCAGGACUAAUGACUAUUGGUGAAAUGAAUUACGACUGGAGUCAAGGGGCAAAUCCUGAUUUUAUUUGUUUAGUAGAAUGCCGGAAAAACGUUUGUGAAAAACUAGGCCUUAGUCCAGAAGAUGUAGAAUUGAGCAUGGGAAUGUCAAAUGAUUUUGACAAAGCGAUUUUAAUGGGCAGUACAAAUGUACGAGUAGGCAGUACCAUAUUUGGUGCAAGGCAACCUAAACAGCCAAGCAAUGCCUCCACAGUGCAGGGAGCUACUCAGCCUACCCCCCAGGAACCAAAGUCGACACCUGAUGUAUCACAACUCAACAUUAGCAAGGAUAUGUUACAAAACUUGAACAUAGACAAUGAAGUCAAAACCAAAAGAUGUACACAUUCUGCGCACAGCAAUGCAACAUAGCGAUAGAAAUUAUUUUGUGGAAUUUGCUGGCGUUGAUACCAGGGGUUCUGCUAUAAACUGCAGCCAGGUCGUGCGACACUUCAACUCAAAGUCUACCAUACUCUGCUCCUUUAGAAUCAUUUUUACCAGUGAUUUUUUUUAAGGGCACAAUGGUAAAAGUAAAAGAAAGCGAAGGACAUAAAAAUAAUUAAAAUGGUUAACAAAAUUGAAAGUAGCAGUAGUAAUAAUAAAUCGUUAUUGAUAAGUCACAAAACUAAAUGUGAAUUUGAGGAUGCUAAGUUUUAGAUUGUGUUUUAAAAUCUAAAUAUCAUUCUUUGCUUAACACAGGGUUCGUAUGGGUCCUGGAAAACCUGAAAAGUCCUGGAGUUUUGUUGUGGUGUUUUCCAGGAUUGGAAAGCCCUGGAAAAAGGCUUCUGGUCCUGCAUAGGUCUGGAAAUCUAUUGAAAUUCACCAAAUUCUCAGACCAAAGAAAAUUAUCUGAACUAACAUUACAAGAAUUGAAUGGCAGACAGUAAGGGCAAUUAAUAGUGGGAGUGAAAGGGAUUUAUGUUAAUAGUUUUUAAAAUUAUUAACAGAAAUUUGAAAACGCAACAGUCACCGGUCGUUUUGGAUUCGUUUGAGCAAAACGCAGACAGGGAAAUUACGUGAUUAUCGUAACGUCUUUGUUUUGGUAGAGCUCCGUUUUUAAAAUGUGUUCUACCCAUACUAAAACGCAAAG
This is a messenger RNA of Orbicella faveolata, 1657 nucleotides long. RefSeq names its product pyridoxal phosphate homeostasis protein-like. Gene Ontology annotation, molecular function: pyridoxal phosphate binding. Gene Ontology annotation, cellular component: intracellular anatomical structure. The record is from RefSeq and is a predicted model, not a curated record. NCBI's taxonomy places the organism in Eukaryota, Metazoa, Cnidaria, Anthozoa, Scleractinia, Merulinidae.